Messenger RNA from Rhopilema esculentum, 2201 nucleotides. RefSeq lists its product as uncharacterized. NCBI's taxonomy places the organism in Eukaryota, Metazoa, Cnidaria, Scyphozoa, Rhizostomeae, Rhizostomatidae. The record is from RefSeq and is a predicted model, not a curated record.
UUGUUCGGCGCUUCUAUGAAACGUGCGCCGUAGCAUGACACAACCAUAUGCAGUUAGCUUCUAGCAAGGAAAGUAUUGAAUAGGAAUCCCCUAUGAUGGGGAUUCCAUUUAACCUAAUUUAAACAUAUAUUACGUUGAUUACGUUCGCUUACAAACAUAUCACAGAAAACAACUUGUUUUGAAGUAGCUACUAAGCUAUUCAAAUAUGGAUCAUCAUUCUAUUUCUACAUGUAAAAAAGUCGUCGCAGAGGUAAUCUUGGAAUGAUAAACUUCGCUUGCAAUAACUUUUACUGUCUUAAGGUUUAAGGGUCUUUUAGAUUUUGAUUUUACUUUUACUUAAACAAUUUCAGCGAAAUUCAGGACAGUUACGGAUCUCGCAAAGAGAAGCUAAGAUAAAAAUUUUUGUUUAUUUUUAGGAGUGGAUGAUGGGAGCAUUAAGUCGCAAAGUACAGCUAGAGUUAAGAAGUAAGUAUUUAAAAGAAAACGGAGAAAAUGAGCUUCCGCCCCCUCCGAGCUACAGGGACGCAAUUGGCCAAACAGUCUUUACAAUUGACGGAUUUUGCGCUAGCAGAGAUACACAGAAUGUCUCGACUUCCAGCAACGAAGAUGUCAUAGACAUUCAAGGUGCAACUACUGACCAUGAAGGUCAAGAUUCAUCCGUUGCGGUUGAGGUAGAAACUUCAGAUCAGGUAAACCAAAGAACGUUGGAGAAUCGGAAAAAGUGCUCCAAGGAUAAAAGUGCUGUAGCAGUUUUCUUGACAUUCAUAUUUUUGCUGUCAGUAACAUGCAUUUACAUGGGUUCAACGUACCUUUUCGUUUGUCCAGCUUUCAUGCCUAUAUUGACUCUGUACCUUGGCGCAUAUGGUUUGCUUGUGAUUUUCGGAAUUGCUAUCCAGAAUAAACUCAAGCAUAAAAUGGAAAAAGUUACAAGCUGUUGCUGUCUGUUCGGAGGUAUGUUGGCCUUUCUUGUCAUGGUCAUUCUGUCAUACGCUAGCUGGGGAGGACCAAGACCUAAUACUUUGGAGCAUAUUCCGUCAGUGUAUGAGACAAAAAAUGGAACUUUAAACUGCCAUCAGACAUUUGUAGACUUCACCAGAGGCAUUACUUUGUCUUUAGAUAUAUUCUGUGUUCUAGUGUUCUGUUUUAUAUUCUUUUCCCCCUGUAUCUUGAGAGACGACUGAUUCACGAUCAGAUUAAAAAGCAUACCAGAAGAAAGUUAUACAACUCAUCCCUGUGUGCCAUCAAGCCAUGGUUUGAUGUCGGGCUCUAGGCCUUAAAUCCCUAUUCUGUGGCAGAUGGAAGACAUAAAGAAAUCAGCGCCAUGUAUUGUAGAUUUCUUUAAAGCAGCAACCAUACAAUUGAUCAUCUUGCACUUGAAUAAAGUGUGUUGAAUUCCCAAAAGUUUCCAGUCCUCACCCUGAACCAGUAACAUUCUCCGUCGACACGCCAAAGGGUACCGUUGACACCGCAAAAUGGCUAUAGUAUAGCACCAUGUAGCAUCGCCACUUGUGAUUGUUUUCUUUUUCUCAACUUUUCCUACUGUUUGCCGGUGAAUUUGGCAUGUAUGGUGGUACCAUCUCACCUAAAAUGCAAUUGUAAUCAAUAAGGACAUAGAUAAGCGAAAACAGUAAUUAAUAUAAAUUAGAUGCUGCCCCGUUGAAAUUAUGGCAUAUAAAUACAGUAGUUAAACUAGCUUGAUAAACCCGAUCUUCCAAGGGGGUCGUUCUUAAUGAAAGUUCUCCUGUAUUAACUGGAAUAUCAUUCCAAGCCUUAAUGCCUGAGUAAUGAAAUCCUUUUUUGGUGGAUUCAAAGUUUAGCUUAGGAAUAAGACGAUCUCUAUAAUUUCUUGUAAUAUAGUUUGAUAUAGAACACCUUUGUUGGAACAUAUUCCACAAGCUUUCAAGGCAUUGUUUAUCUACAACUUAUUUACCAUAACCUAGCGAUCAAAUCAAAUAAGAUGCACAACGCUUAGUCAUUUUUUAGGCCAUGAAUAAUUAAACUUUGCGCGCUGUAUAAUUGAUAGUGUGCUGUUUUGGAAAAAUGUUGAUGCGCUUAAAAUUCGGAUGAAGAUAUGGUGCCCCAUAUUACGUGUCCAUGGCGUAGGUGACUCUCAAAAAGAGCGUGAUGUACGUCUGAUAAACCACCUACUUACUUUUCUAUCAGUGAUUCAUAUUGGUUCUUCUAUAAUUAUUUCAGAUAAU